Messenger RNA from Nicotiana tabacum (common tobacco), 2065 nucleotides. NCBI's taxonomy places the organism in Eukaryota, Viridiplantae, Streptophyta, Magnoliopsida, Solanales, Solanaceae. The record is from RefSeq and is a predicted model, not a curated record.
UUGGCUUGCCUAGCAAGUAAAAUGUUAGGCGCCAUCACGGUCCCGAAGGUGGGAAUUUCGGGUCGUGGCAAGUAUAUUCCUAACUAGCCCCACUACUGACAAAGUUUGGAGGACAUUCUUGGGGGCAGCAGGGAUUAAUAUCUUACUGGUGCAGGUUAAACAAGUUAUAAGGGCUUGGUGGAAUGCAAAAUGUUGUCCAAAACUGAAUCCUUUGUUUAAGACAGCUCCAGCUAUCAUCACUUAGGAAUUAUGGAAGAAGAGAAACACAGGCAAAAAUGGGGGAUCAGUGUCUACUAAUAGAGUCAUACAUAAAGUUAACAAGACUCUUCACUUCUUGGCAAGAGUUAGAUAUUCAUGGUUAUCCAAUAUACCAUUACUAUGGCCUGGCAUGAUCGAGGUUUUUGAAGAAUAUAGACCUAUUCUGAUCACUAGAAAAGUCACAUGGCAGAUGCCUUAUGGAGGAUGGUAUAAAUGUAACACUGAUGGUGCUUCAAAAGGAAAUCCGGGACAUAGCUCAAUUGAAAUUUAUGUGAGAGAUGAUGCAUGUGAUUUGAUUCAUGCAAGAGCAGUUGAAGUUGGCAUCACUACCAAUGUUGUAGCUAAAGCAAAGGCAAUACUAGAAGGUCUGGAAUACUGUGUUGAACAAGAUCUACAUCCCCUCAUAUUGGAGACAGACUCCUUGGUUUUGAAGAAGGUGAUAGAAGGGGAAUGGGAUCCACCUUGGUGCUUAGGUGCAGAAGUACAGAAGAUCAAGGAGAUAAGGAAUCGUUUCAGUAUGAUCUUCCAACACGUGUUCAGAGAGGGCAAUACAAUGGCUGAUUUCUUAGCUAACAUGGUGUUUUCUUUUGCAGUUAAUCUUCAGUUUAACAACUUUUAUGAAUUGCCUACUGCAGGAAGGAGACUGAUCAACAAGGACAAAUCUCAAAUCUCUAAUCUAAGAGUAAGGAUAGCAAAGAGAAAAGCACCUGAUUGAUGGAUAGCAACGUUAAUAAAAUGACAGAUGUUGCUUCAUGCUUAUUCACUUAUGCCUCUGUGUCUCAAUAAGACAUCUCUCAGUGGUAUUAGCUAAGCUCAUUCUGGUGGUGUCUUAUUGAGAUAUGGAAAAACUCAAAUAAGAAGGCAAAUGAGUUUUUGUCAUAAAAAAAACAUUAUGCUCCAUUCCAAUGUGACUGCAUACUGGAAUUCAAUGUUCUACAGUCCACAUAUAGCAUUACAAUUGCUGCAGAGUUAUGAUUCUGGAACACGACUAUUGUUAGGCUGCAUUAGGAAGCUCGGGAAAUCAAAUUGCAAGAUCUUUACAAGGCAUUCUAACAGAAUGCAAGGAUGGCUGCUAAGAAUCUUGAAAUUCAACAACAUGACAACACAGGUGGGCAAACAGUGCUGUGAUAUUUGGACAAACAAUACACGUGGUCAGAUUUGAACUGAAAAAGAGCAUAUCGAGACAAAUAGCUGAUCACAAAUAGUGGAUGUUGAAGGGUCGAAACUGGAAAGAAACAUCUUCCAAUGCUGCGAGUGAGCACAUAUGUGAUAUUACAGAUUAAAGAGCAGAUCACACGUCUUCAGAACGAUCCCAUUUUGGUACUACUUCUCACAUUUCUUUUGUCCAGUGGUAUUAGUGUGGUUGCAUACUCAUUCUGGAGAUGAGAAAAUACUAUAUUGUACACAUUCUUCAAGCGAGCAGUGUUUGUUUUAUCCAAAUGAUCUUAUUAGCCCCAUGACUGACUACAAAGAAAAAAGGAAUACAUCAUUGAGGAGGUCAUGCUAUACAUGGAUUUAUCAGAUUUGGAUAGCUUCAGUGCAACGGUAAGACUGGCUGGAGUCCAUACUUGCCUUGUCCAUUGGAAUCUUGUCCUAUGGAAUGCAUAACUUGGUGCCUGAUGUGAACUUUGGAGGUGCUACUGUUUGGUUGUUGCUCUUGGCUGUUGGAUCACUAGCACUACUUUUUCCUGGAAGCAUAUAUCCCAUAUCAUUGUAAUAGCUAGCUUAUUAUUUCUAGUCUUACUAUUAGAUACUAGAAGCUUUCAUUUAUUACAUUGUCUUGAAAAUCUUGUAAUUUUGGACCCCU